ACAUUCACUGGGGGACGACAAGAGGACGACGCUCUCGGCUCACAGCACCACUCACCACCUACUCUCUUUUUGUCAGCUCCUACCGGCGCCGGAUCGACGGAUCUUUUAGGAUCACGUCUUCUGUGAUCUGGCUCAUCGAACAUGCAGCAGUCAUAUAACCCGCAAAAUAGUCUGACAGCAACCACAUCCUACUCGGAGCAAGAAAUUGUGUGUAUUUGUGAGUCCUUAUUCAACGAGGGACUUCAGACAGGACGGACUGAGCAAUUGGCCAAUUUCAUCUACAACCUUCCACAAUGCUACCAAGUAAUGGAAUCAGUUUUAAAAGCACAAGCUCUUGUGUAUUUUACAACACAAAACUGGAAGAUGCUCUACAAGUUACUGGAAUGCAGCAAGUUUUCCCCACAUAAUCACACAGUUCUACAAAAUUUGUGGCUUGAUGCACAUUAUAAAGAGGCUGCGAAAACAAAGGAUCGGGAGCUAGGAGCGGUUUGCAAAUACCGGAUCCGAAAGAAGAACCCAUUUCCAAACACAAUUUGGGAUGGAGAAGAGACAAAUUAUUGCUUUAAGUCGAAAUCUCGAAAUGUUCUUCGGGAUGCUUACAAGAAAUGCCAGUACCCAUCAGUAGAAGAUAAAAGACGAUUAGCUCAACAAACUGAAUUAUCAAUUAUUCAAGUGUCCAACUGGUUCAAAAACAAGAGGCAACGUGAGAGGGCAGCUGGUCAACUCGAUAGAAGCUCCGCCAGAUCCAACGACAGUGACGAUGGAUCAUCUGGCUGUGAAUCAAAACCUCCGAUGAAUAUUGACAGCCCUGCGCCUCCGCCAUUACCAACUUCAUUUGAUCUACAACCCUAUUAUCCAUCACCUUACACAUUUGCUCCACAUUGUGACUUUUCAUACAUUCAGAAUUUGUGAUGACUGCUUUUCCCCCUCAAGACCAUUAGAAUAACUUUUAACUAUAUUUUUGACAUACCUUCCCUGCCAUUUCAAGUACUCUAACUCAUCGGUUCUUCCAAACUUCAGUUUUCUCCCAAAGACAGUAUUUUUUGAUAUUCAUAAUACAAAAUAUCUUUAAUCAAUAAAUUAUAUUUUUUUUUACAACAAAAUGAAAAA
Molecule: messenger RNA, 1110 nt
Organism: Caenorhabditis elegans
Lineage: Eukaryota; Metazoa; Nematoda; Chromadorea; Rhabditida; Rhabditidae
Gene: ceh-34
Product: Homeobox protein ceh-34
Exons: 6
Coding region: 142-912 (256 amino acids)
Biological process (GO): cell differentiation; regulation of DNA-templated transcription; anatomical structure morphogenesis
Cellular component (GO): nucleus
Molecular function (GO): DNA-binding transcription factor activity, RNA polymerase II-specific; DNA binding
Source: RefSeq, marked reviewed